This is a messenger RNA of Triticum dicoccoides, 2874 nucleotides long. Its product is annotated as phospholipase D beta 1-like. Gene Ontology annotation, molecular function: calcium ion binding; D-type glycerophospholipase activity. The record is from RefSeq and is a predicted model, not a curated record. The transcript is spliced from 10 exons. Gene Ontology annotation, biological process: phospholipid catabolic process; phosphatidylcholine metabolic process. NCBI's taxonomy places the organism in Eukaryota, Viridiplantae, Streptophyta, Magnoliopsida, Poales, Poaceae. The coding region runs from base 200 to 2686 and encodes 828 amino acids. Gene Ontology annotation, cellular component: plasma membrane.
CCGACGACUCUUCCCUUCCACACCACCGUGCGGCUGCCGCUCCUCGCCUCGUCCCCAUCUCGCCGAAGACCCCACGGCCGCGGCAGGUCCCGGUCCUCGCCUCGCCCAUUUCAGGCCGACUGGUCGACGGGGAGCGAGAUGAAGCCGUACAGGACCAGACGACCCCACAGCCCGACGGUACUGGCGGAGGCGGUCGGCGAUGGAGGGAAGCAGCCGCCGCCCCGGCAGCGCGAGGGCGUCGCUCAAGGUGGUGCUGCUCCACGGCAGCCUCGACAUCUGGGUGCGCGACGCGGGGGGCCUCCCCGACAUGGGCGUGCUCUACAAGAAGUUCGGCGACCUCCUCGGCCGGCGCCUCGUCGGCUCCGUCGCCGACAUGGUGCCCAGCGCCUCGAUGACGAGCGACCCGUACGUCACCGUCCAGGUCUCCGCCGCCACCGUCGCCCGCACCUACGUCGUGCCCAACAGCGAGGACCCCGUGUGGGCGCAGAACUUCGUGGUGCCCGUCGGCCACGAGGCGGCCGAGGUCCAGUUCGCCGUCAAGGACAGCGACGUCUUCGGCAGCCAGUUCAUCGGCGCUGCGGCCAUCCCCGCCGAGCAGCUCCUCUGCGGGGACAAGAUCGAGGGCGCCUAUCCUCUGCUGGAUCCCAAUGGCAAGCCGUGCGCUCCGGGCGCAGUGCUGCGGCUCUCCAUACAGUACACCCCGGUGGCUCGCCUCACAGCGUACCACUGUGGUGUCACUGCUGGGCCGGACAGCCAUGGGGUGCCAAAUGCAUACUUUCCUCUGCGCCGUGGCAUGAAGGUGACCCUCUACCAGGAUGCACAUGUGCCCGAGGGCUGUCUCCCGGACAUCCGGCUUGACAAUGGGCUGCAAUACCAACAUGGGCAAUGUUGGCGCGACAUGUACACCGCCAUAAUCCAGGCGCGGCGGCUGAUUUACGUCGCCGGGUGGUCGGUGUUCCACACCAUCCGCCUCGUAAGGGACGGGGCCGAGGAGGUGCCGUCACUUGGGGACCUGUUGAAGAUGAAGUCACAGGAAGGAGUGAGGGUGUUGCUUCUUGUAUGGGACGAUCCAACAUCGGAUACUAUUAUCGGCAGAACGGAUGGAUAUAUGCGAACACGAGAUGAGGAGACACGUAGAUUCUUCAAGCACUCUCCGGUUCAAAUAUUGCUUUGCCCAAGAUCUGCUGGGAAACGUCACAGCUGGGUGAAACAGAAGGAAACAGGAACAACAUAUAGUCAUCAUCAGAAAACAGUUAUCGUGGAUGCUGAUGCUGGCGGUAAUAGGAGAAAAAUAAUUGCUUUUAUUGGAGGCCUUGAUUUAUGUGGUGGACGCUACGAUAUACCUGGGCACCCUCUGUUUCGGACUCUUCAAACUUUGCACAAGGAGGAUUAUCACAAUCCAAACUUUGCUGCGGUUGAUGCUCGUGGCCCAAGGGAACCAUGGCAUGACUUGCAUUCGAAAAUCGACGGUCCAGCAGCUUAUGACGUUCUAAAGAAUUUUGAGGAGCGUUGGUUGAAGGCAUCGAAACGCCAUGGUAUUAAGAAAUUCGGAAAAUCAUAUGAUGACGCACUUCUCAGUAUUGAAAGAAUACCUGAUAUCAUAGACAUUAACGACACAUUAUAUUUUAGCGACAACGAUCCUGAGGCAUGGCAUGUUCAGGUGUUUCGAUCUAUUGAUUCCAACUCUGCCAAGGGAUUUCCAAAGGAUCCACGAGAAGCAACCAGAAAGAAUCUUGUUUGUGGAAAGAAUGUACUAAUUGAUAUGAGCAUACACACAGCUUAUGUGAAUGCCAUCCGGGCAGCCCAACACUUUAUUUAUAUUGAGAAUCAGUACUUCAUAGGUUCUUCAUUCGAUUGGGAUUCAAACAAAGAUAUUGGGGCUAACAAUCUAGUACCAAUUGAAAUUGCUCUCAAAAUUGCAACCAAAAUUAAGGUGAACGAAAGGUUCUCUGCAUACAUAGUGCUUCCUAUGUGGCCUGAGGGUAAACCAACUGGUCACAUAGCACAAAGAAUUCUGUACUGGCAGAACAAAACAAUGCAAAUGAUGUACGAGAUAAUAUAUAGAGCCUUGAAAGAAGCAGGUUUGGAUGAUGUAUAUGAGCCUCAGGAUUAUUUGGUCUUCUUUUGUCUUGGCAAUCGUGAAGCUUCUGACAGUCCUAGCGCUUCAAGCACAGCAGAUAGUCCUCAGGAACAAGCUAGGGAAAAUAGGAGGUUCAUGGUGUAUGUACAUUCAAAGGGCAUGAUUGUGGACGAUGAAUAUGUGAUAAUUGGAUCAGCUAAUAUCAACCAGAGGUCCAUGGAAGGAACCAGAGACACUGAGAUUGCUAUGGGAGCGUAUCAACCACAGUACACCUGGGCAAAUAAAAUUUCUGCCCCCCGUGGACAGGUUUAUGGGUACAGAAUGUCGCUCUGGGCCGAGCAUAUUGGAGCUAUCGAGGACGACUUCAACCAUCCAGAGAGCAUACAGUGCAUGAGGCGGGUUCGACAUCUCGGGGAACAUAACUGGGAUCAGUUCGCUGCCAAUGAGGUGACUGAGAUGAGAGGCCACCUCUUGAAGUACCCUGCAAGUGUUAACCGUGAAGGCAAGGUGAAACCUUUGCCAGGAUGCGCGACAUUCCCAGACAUGGGCGGGAACAUUUGUGGCUCUGUCCCCUUUACACUCAUCCAUGAUAACCUCACAAUAUGAAUUUGGUUGUGCAAGUACGUAUAGUUGCUAGUGAUUUCUGGGGUAGCCUGGACAAGUAAAAUGGCAAUUGUAUAUCUUGGAUGUUGUUAAGGACGAGCCGUGGGAAUUGUUAGUUAUGUUCUUCGAGUAGUAUGAUGUUAGUUGCCCAAAGCUAUGAUCCAAAUAAGUUAAGAUUUUUUUCAUACCAA